AUGGAGAGCACAACACUGAAGCGAAAGCGAGAAGAUUGGGACUUGACACCUGAAGAGGUCCGUGAAGAUCAAACUCAAGAGGCUCCAGAUCCAGAAGACCGUGAUGAGGACCUGGAUCAUUUGGCGUCGGCUGACGUUGUUCCACGAUCGGAUGCUGAUCACCUACGCCAACUUGACAGCCUGGGCAUUAGCGCAGCCCAAGACGAGCCUUUGAAUGCUGACGAGCAAACUGUGGACUUGACGUUCAAGAGUGACGGCAGGUUGCCCCAGGGGCCGUAUUGGUUCCGAAAAAGCCUUACAAACACUGGACUCCAGACUUUGUUGCGAAGUGAAAGGCUCACAGGGGCAGCGUUCGUGCAUUGGAUGCACAGCUUGAUUCGUGCUUGCAACUGCCAUGUGCAAGUCUCGCAGGACCUGUGCGUUGCAGAUGUGUGGGCCACCAACUUUGGAGUUGCGGCAAAUGCCGAGCGCAUUCUUGACCUUCCCGCACCAGAGUUGGAAGAAGCUAUACGAUUGGACACAUGGGAUGCAAUUCCAGACGGCUGCGAGGAAGACGAGGACCCACAUUGCAUUGAGGUGAGCUGGGUCUCACAUCCGUCACAUCCAAGCUUCUCACACCAUACAGUCAGCCCUUCUUUUGUCAACAUUCCGUCAGCUCAGUCCUUCUCCCCAAGUCUCGAAGUGUGGACUUUCAAGCAUGCCCUUGACCCGGUGCAGUCCCGUGGCAUUGCGUGCGUCGAGCGCCGCGAAUCUGUUUUGCUUUCCGCGCCUACAUCUGCUGGUAAAACGGCAGUUGCAGUGUAUGCAGUGGCCAUGGCGUUGCAUGAGAAGAAGCGUGCGAUUUACACAACUCCCAUCAAGGCCUUGUCAAAUCAGAAGUUCCUGGAGCUUGGAAAAUUGUUUGGUGGACAGUAUGUUGGCAUAAUGACCGGUGACACGGUUAUCGCCAGUGAUGCUCCGAUUGUAGUAAUGACUUUGGAGAUUCUGCAUAGCAUGCUUUACAAGCAAGCGAGGGAUCCAAAUCUCAUGGAUGACUUUGCUUAUGUUAUUAUCGAUGAAGCCCACUUUCUUGGCAACGUUGAGAGGGGCUAUGCAUGGGAAGAAGUGCUGAUACUUUUGCCUCUUCAUGUCAGGCUUGUGCUGCUGUCAGCGACUGUGCCGAACUCCAGAACGAUUGGAGAUUGGUGCUCGAGGGUCAGAACAGAGCCGAUGCAUGUCAUCACAAGCGAGCAGCGACCUGUUCCGCUAUUUCAUGGUGUCUUCAGAUGCGGACCACCAGACUACUUCAGCAAAAAGAGACGGUCACUCUUCAGUAUCAUGAACCCGCCUCGUAAUUUUUUCAAGCCGUGGAAUUUGAGUGAGGCCGUUCGGCAAAGAGCCAUCAUCCUCCAGAGUCAGCCAAAGUGGCGUUGUCCAUAUGAGCUGCUUCCACGCUUCAUUGGUCGCAAGGGUCAAAAUCUCAAGCAACUAAUGGCUGGCCUGUCAGCAUCUGUCAGAGUCGCAGACGAAGGGAUCAUUGAGGUCAGAGCUUUGGAUUGUGAUGUUGAGAGAGAAGCGAAGCUGCGAGUGACACGCUGGCUGACAAACCAAGGGGCAUUGGCAAAGGCGCCAGACUCCUCUAGCGGCCCAUUGUCUUUACAAGUGGAGGAUUUGGAGCGACUUCUGUCAUUGCUAUGGUACAGGAAGCAGCUCCCAACCAUCGGUUUUUGCUUUGACAAACGGAUGUGUGAGCGAAUCGCAUUGCUCUUGGCAGGAGGAAAGCGGAUGGACUUUUCCAGCAAUGCUGCAAAGAGCAAGAUUCAUGCGCGGUUGCAAGCUGGCCUUGCCGGCCUGGAUGAACGGGACAAGCAGCUAGCACAAGUAAAGCACUGCUGUGAUUUGCUGGUACGUGGCAUCGGGGUGCACCAUGGCGGCAUGCUACCGCUUUUGCGGGAGAUAGUGGAGUUGCUUUUUGCAGACGGGCUUUUGCCUGUAAUCUUUGCAACCGAGACGUUUGCAAUUGGAUUGAAUAUGCCUGCAAAGUCUGUCAUUUUCACAGAUGUCGUGAAAUUUGACGGGCGGGCCCGGCGAAUGUUGAAUGUAAGUGAGUUUCGUCAGAUGUCUGGGCGAGCAGGCCGGCGCGGAUUGGAUCGAGCUGGCUAUGUGUAUAUUAUGCUGCAUAGCGACCAAAUCUUGCAGCAGCCUGCCACAACGGUGCUGACCAAGUUGUACACGGAAGAGCCAUCGGAGGUAGUGAAUUGCUAUCGAAUGCGGUGGGCCUCACUACUUCAUUUGAUUUCAGCUGGCCCUGCACAUGUCUACGCUAUGUUGUCUAGGAGCUUGCAGAGAUUCACAGAGCCCACUGUAGCAAUGUCGCGCCAGCAGGAAGCAAGGCGAAUGGUGAAGGUCCUUCAAGAGCUCGACUUUGUUGACAAGUCGGGUGUUACUUUGCCGAAAGGGCUACUGGCUUGCCACUUGUUCCUGGCAGAAGAUGCUUUGCUAGUCGCGGACAUCCUAAUUGCUCUUCGGGGCUUUGAAAACUACUCUGCCGCGCAAUCUUUUGCCAUUUGUGCUGCCUUUGUGGCUGAAGGGUCUUACAAUGACCGUUUGAAGAUUUCUGAUUCGGCUGUAUGUGAAGGACUUGCAAUUUGUCGCAAAGUGGCUGCGAAGCUGGCUGCGAAGCUUCAUUCUCACAAACUUCCCUGUUGCACAAAAUGCAAGCUCCUCAAUCCAAUCUCGGCCGAUGUGCUUGGCUGCGAUGGUACUGAAAUGAUUAAGACUCGUCUGAAUCCUAAGCUGUGUGAAACAGCGCUGCAGUGGGCUUCGGGGCGAGAUUUCACGUCGGCAGUGCUGAGCAGUGGUGUUGCUGUGGGUGGCGAAGGAUUUGUGAUAAGGGCACUGAGGCGAUUAGAUGAACUGAUGCGGGAGAUCACCUUUGUGCUCAGGCAUGAUCUAGCGUCGCCGGAGACAGCGCGAAGAAUUCAGCAAGCCCGGCUCCUGGUAAGAAGGGGUGUCCUUGCAGCCCCCUCCGCUUACUUGGGUGAGGCAGAGGAUAGAGUUGCUGAAGAAAUCGAAGAAGAGCCACCCUGGCCAAGUCAAACUUGGCCACCAGGUUAUCAAGGCACUGUGGAUGCAUUUGACAUCGGUUUUAGCCAGGCAUCUUGCAGUGCUAACUUUCAUCAACCUCCAGCUCCUGGGGGCCCAAAUGACAUUCUGGGAUUAGCAAAAGCGCUGAUCGAUGGAAGAGUGCAGCCGGCACAGGUAAAUCCAAUCAAAAUCCAUUGGUUUCGCCAUCGCUAUUAUUCCCUGGAUAAUCGGCGGCUUGCGGCUUUCCGGCUUUGGCGGCUUCUUGACAAGGAUGCCAAAGUGCCAGUUGUUGUCCUUAGCAGGAACCAGGCACUGAGAGAGCGAUGGCUCAGGAAGUUUACAACUGGCUUCACCGGAGGUCGGAAAAUUCGAAUAACCCAAACAGACCGAUUUGUCGGAUUGACUCGCGAACAAUCAACCUUUGGCAGCAGCCUCUGGUCUUAA
Messenger RNA from Durusdinium trenchii, 3510 nucleotides. The record is from the annotation of a GenBank genome assembly. NCBI's taxonomy places the organism in Eukaryota, Dinophyceae, Suessiales, Symbiodiniaceae.